UGAGAGCUGGUAAGGUCGCGGAAAGCAGCAGUGAGGAAGUAGGAGCCAUGAAGCCCAACGCCGUGACUCGCGCUUGGCGACGAGUGUCCGGAUGCUGUAUCGAGAAGCCGCUGGCUCGCCAGGCACUUGCCGAGAUGGUGGGCACUCUCGUGCUCACCCUUGUCGGCGACUGCGUCCUCGCCUCGCUAGCUGUCUUCCAGCUGGGCUCCGUGGGCCUCGCUGCCGGACCUCUGGGAUGGGGUCUCGCUGUCUUUCUGGGCGUACUGGUCGCCGGAGGAGUGUCCGGUGCCCACCUGAACCCGGCCGUCACGGUCGCCUUGGCCACCAUUGGAAAGCUUGGCUGGUGUAACGUACUCGCCUAUGUCGCCGCGCAGUACCUCGGUGCUUUCCUGGCCUCCGGACUCGUUUACCUGGUGUACGCCGACGCGCUUGCCCAGGUUGACGCCAACCUCGAUACUGUGUACGGCAUCAACGCGACGGCUCCAGUGUUCUCCUGCUUCCCUGCUCCCGGUGUGUCCACACUCACGUGCCUCUUGGAUCAAACUGUCAGCACGGCAGUGCUGCUGCUCGGUAUCUGUGCCAUCACGGAUACCCGUAACAUGGCAGUGCCCCGCGGCCAGCAGCCGCUCCUCGUCGGCCUUACCGUCUCCGCCUGCAUGUACGCCUUCUCGUACAACUGUGGCAAUCCCCUCAACCCCGCUCGCGACCUUGCCCCAAGGAUCUUCACGGCCAUGUGUGGCUGGGGCUCCGCCGUGUUUUCCUUCCGCGCCUACAAUUGGUUUUGGGUGCCCGUGGUCGGCCCGCAUCUUGGGGCCGUUAUCGGAGUCUGGAUCUACAAACUUGCCGUGGACAACCAUUGGAGGGACGAGGACGAAAUAGAUGACGAGAAGAAACCACUGCUCGGCAAUGGUAAAAUCGCCUAAGACCGACCGGCGCUUGCCGCUCUUCGUGUACAGUCUAUAUAUAGCAUAACCUGUUGCGUUUUUAUGCCUAUGUGCUUGUUAUACAUACGUUAAUAAACGGUACGUUUCUUUUAAAAACAA
Messenger RNA from Rhipicephalus sanguineus (brown dog tick), 1043 nucleotides. Its product is annotated as aquaporin-7. The record is from RefSeq and is a predicted model, not a curated record. Gene Ontology annotation, cellular component: basolateral plasma membrane; plasma membrane. Gene Ontology annotation, molecular function: glycerol channel activity; water channel activity. The transcript is spliced from 2 exons. Bases 48 to 923 code for a protein of 291 amino acids. Lineage: Eukaryota; Metazoa; Arthropoda; Arachnida; Ixodida; Ixodidae. Gene Ontology annotation, biological process: glycerol transmembrane transport; water transport.